This is a messenger RNA of Chaetura pelagica (chimney swift), 1326 nucleotides long. RefSeq names its product Nedd4 family interacting protein 2 (gene NDFIP2). Gene Ontology annotation, molecular function: WW domain binding. Lineage: Eukaryota; Metazoa; Chordata; Aves; Apodiformes; Apodidae. The record is from RefSeq and is a predicted model, not a curated record. The transcript is spliced from 9 exons. Gene Ontology annotation, cellular component: perinuclear region of cytoplasm; endoplasmic reticulum; Golgi apparatus. Gene Ontology annotation, biological process: metal ion transport; positive regulation of protein ubiquitination; ubiquitin-dependent protein catabolic process. The coding region runs from base 1 to 747 and encodes 248 amino acids.
AUGGCUGAUGAUGAAGCUCUUCACAAUGAGGAUGACCCCCCAGAGUCUUCAGCAGCUGAGCAGCCUUCCACAUCUACAGAGACUACACAGACUCCCCAGACAACAGCCUUAUCUGAAGCAGAUACUUCCCCUCCACCGUACUGUAGCAUAGCUGUAGAAGCAGCUGCAACCUCAGAAACACACAAUGAAUUUUAUCCUGUACCACCUCCAUACAGCGUAGCUACCUCUCUUCCUACUUACGAUGAAGCAGAGAAGGCCAAAGCUGCAGCAAUGGCAGCUGCUGCAGCAGAAGUUGCCCAACGACACGCCCAGUUUAGGGAAUCUAGGAGUCUGUUUGAUGAAAUAUUCCUCAGUCGUCCAGAGGAAGAAGAGUAUCCACCACGGGAUGAUUUCAGUGAUGCAGAUCAGCUUAGAGUGGGCAAUGAUGGCAUCUUCAUGUUGGCAUUUUUCAUGGCAUUUAUUUUCAACUGGAUUGGAUUUUGUUUAUCCUUCUGUAUAACAAAUACCAUAGCUGGAAGGUAUGGUGCAAUCUGUGGAUUUGGUCUCUCCCUGAUCAAAUGGAUUCUCAUUGUACGGUUUUCAGAUUACUUUACUGGAUAUUUCAAUGGACAGUACUGGCUCUGGUGGAUAUUCCUUGUACUUGGACUCCUCCUGUUCUUCCGAGGCUUUGUUAAUUAUCUUAAAGUCAGAAAUAUGUCUGAAAGCAUGGCAGCUGCUCACAGAACAAGAUUUUUUUUCUUGUACUGAAGACUGCAUUGAACAGACAUUCCUUUCCUAUACCAGUGUGAAACUUCCAGAUGGUCUGUAACCCUCCAAGUUAAUAGAAUAGAAGACUACUAAAACCAGAAGACAAAUUAGUGAAGAUACGGCUUCAAAAGCGAAUGACAAGAUGGUUUAUGCUCAAGUAUCAGUUCUGGUCAUUCUAAUAAAUACUUAUAAUUGCUGCCAUUUGUUUUAGCACAUUUGUAUAUGUGCUUAUUAGAAAGAUAUUAUUGAAGUAAGAACAAACCAUCUGUUAUUAUAGAUUAGGUACAGUCAGACUUGGUUAAUCUGUGCUUGUUGUAUCUGGACGAUUUAAGUGGUAAUUUGUUUCACAGCGUGUAUGUACCACUGACUUGUUGAUCUGAGCUUUGAGUACAAUGGAAUGCAUUAAAUAUUCAAGGUAGCCAGUUCAGACAGUUUUUUCUGUAAUUUAGAUUAAUGAUUCUGUAGAAAGUUUUUAAGUUUACUAAACCCCAAAGUUCCUUGUCACAAACUUGUAUUCACCAAUAUUUUAUCAAAUUCAAACCAAUAUACUGGUUUGCUUAAAACUGAUACUCUGCUCUG